This is a messenger RNA of Aureobasidium namibiae CBS 147.97, 1419 nucleotides long. RefSeq lists its product as uncharacterized. Bases 1 to 1419 code for a protein of 472 amino acids. Lineage: Eukaryota; Fungi; Ascomycota; Dothideomycetes; Dothideales; Saccotheciaceae. The record is from RefSeq and is a predicted model, not a curated record. Gene Ontology annotation, cellular component: vacuolar membrane. Gene Ontology annotation, molecular function: amino acid transmembrane transporter activity. Gene Ontology annotation, biological process: amino acid transmembrane transport. The transcript is spliced from 3 exons.
AUGAAGAUGAACAGAAUCGAUGGUCCCAUAACCAAAUCCAUCGGUCAAGGCGACUUCAGCGACGACAGCUCCGGUAUGUCGGUGGGCAAGCAGAUGGAGAUGGAGGCUGGAAAUGCCAUCAAGUACAGGACUUGCAGUUGGCCAAAGACUGCAGCGCUGUUGUUCUCUGAGUAUAUCUGCUUGGCCAUCAUGUCGUUCCCAUACUCGUACGCUACUUUGGGUCUGGUCCCUGGUCUAAUCCUGACUGUUGUCGUUGCCGGUCUGGUUCUGUACACUUCUCUGGUUCUCUGGGAAUUCUGCCUGCGCCACCCUGAGGUCAAGGAUGUCUGCGACAUUGGUCAGAUGCUCUUCUGGGGUCAAAGAUGGGCAUGGUGGGCUACUGCCUUCAUGUUCCUCCUGAACAAUACCUUCAUCCAGGGAUUGCAUUGCUUGACCGGUGCCAAGUAUCUCAACACCAUGACUGGUCACGGUCUCUGCACAAUUGGCUUCAGUGCCAUCGUUGCCGCCGUUUCCUUCUUCGCGUCGUUGCCUCGUACGUUCAACACUCUUGCUUUGUUGGGUACAGCAUCGGCGUUCUUCACCUUCAUCUCAGUCAUCCUGGCCACCAUCUUUUCUGGUAUCGAGGAUCAUCCCGCUGGAUAUCCCAAGUUCGGCGAGCCUCGCGUGCUCGCAAUCCCUGAGAAAGGCACUACUUUCGUCGCUGGAAUGUCUGCGUUCAUGAACAUCAGCUACACCUUCAUCGGUCAAAUCACCUUGCCUUCUUUCAUUGCUGAGAUGAAGAACCCUCGCGAUUUCCCCAAGGCUCUUUGGGCUGUUACCAUCGCCGAGGUCAUUCUUUUCUCGCUUGUGGGUGCUAUCAUCUACGCCUACACUGGUACUCAAUACUACACCGCACCUGCCUUUGGUUCUUUGAGCAACGAAGUGUACAAGAAGGUCAGCUUCUCGUUCAUGAUCCCGACUAUCAUCUUCUUGGGAGUACUUUACGCCUCGGUCUCGGCUCGCUUCGUAUUCUUUAGAAUCUUUGCGGGAACCAGACACAUGGGCAGCCACACUGUUGUUGGCUGGGCAAGUUGGGCUGCCAUUCUGCUCUGCACUUGGAUCCUCGCUUUCAUCAUUGCCGAAGUCAUUCCUUUCUUCAGUGACUUGCUGUCGCUCAUGAGUUCGCUCUUUGACAGUUUCUUCGGCUUCAUUUUCUGGGGUAUGGCUUAUCUUCGCAUGCGCAGAGCAGACUACGGACCAGACUACUGGAAGAACAGGGGAUUCAGAGGAACCUUUGGGUUUGCCUUCAACCUGAUCCUUAUUGCCAUCGGAUUGCUGUUCCUUAGUGGUGGAACAUAUGCUUCCGUCCAGAGUAUCGUGGACGGGUACAACUCAUCGACUUAUGGUACAGCGUUUUCUUGUGCCGAUAACGGUCUGUAG